This is a messenger RNA of Heterotrigona itama, 3260 nucleotides long. NCBI's taxonomy places the organism in Eukaryota, Metazoa, Arthropoda, Insecta, Hymenoptera, Apidae. The record is from the annotation of a GenBank genome assembly.
ACGAACAUUAGUGUGAAUUUUUUUGAAUUUGCUUCAACUGUAUCGACUAACUUAAUGGCAGUGAGAAUGAAGCAAUGCCAACAUUUCAGUAUCUCGAGCAAAUUUAUUUGUUGCAUAAGAGAGCUUGAACAUGUUCCAUCUCUGUACUUUCGCUUCAAUUUGAUUAUAAUUAUGUAUGUAGGAUUGCUUAAUAUAGUGCAAGCGAUAUUUUAGUCAAUUGCAUUAUGAUAUUUGUAUGUUGCUUCUGAAUUUGGAAAUAGUACAACCCAAGCACACUUUUUAUACCUUUUUCAUGUAUUCUCAUUUUUAUCGUAUACCUUUAAUGAGUUACGUACAUAUAUAAUUUAUCAGAUUACGUUUGUAUAAAACCAAAUAUAAUUAUUUCUUAAUCGUUGAUUUAUCACUGUCUUAUCAUACUGGACCAAGUAGAAUUUAUACUUUCAACGAUAAAAUAAGGAAGAUAAAGUAAUAAAGUAAUAACUUUUUGUCUUGACUCGCAAGAAACUUGCACGUAUGCCGAAACAUUUAUCGUUGCAAGUUGCUUGAUAUUAUCAGAUUAAAUAUCAUCUCUAACUGAGAAUGACAAAAAGAAAGAUACAUUUUAUGUAAUUUAUAUCGGGUAAUAUUUUACGAUUACAUAAUUCAAUGAAAAAAAUAAAUCAAACCACUGCUAAAUUGUUCCGAAUGUCUUAUUAAGCAUCUACUCGAAAUAACUCGAAGUAUCGUAAUUACUUCAUUACUGAUAUUAAUGAUAUUCAACAAACUGAUGAACAAAAUGAUUGAAAGAAUGCAUUGUUACGAGUAUCUUGAUAAAAUUAUUUAAUUCUUUUGAUACGAACUACUGUAAUGUCACUGUAAUUAUCCUUUAAACUUGUUGGUAGUGCCGACCGAAAUUCUGCCUAGUUCUUAGUUGAUCAGCACUAAUUUAUCAUUUAGCUUUUGAAUGAAAUGCAAUAUGUUUAUUUUAAUACAUCAACUUGAUACUUCAUAUUAUACUCGGGAUUUCCUAGAAUUCAACUUGAGAGUUGGUUAGGAUCCACAGUUACUUGUCGUGAAACUACGCGAUAAUCUUUAUAUUAAAUGUGCACAGAUUUCGUGAGGGACAUAAAUCGACGACAAUAACGGGUAUUUGCCGUUCGACGUUCAAUAUUAGCUAUAGUUAUUUUUGAAUUUGUAUAUUUGUAUAUUUGAAUUUAUAUAAAUAUACAUUAUAUAAUAUGUUAUAUAUAUGAACACAUUUAUACAAUAAAAGAAGAAAUAAUAAAAAAGAAAGAAAAUGGAGAAAGUAUUAAAUACAUUAAAUAGAAAAAUAAUUGCUGCAAAUAAACAUCAAGAUAUGAUUAAUAGAUACAAAGCACUAUGUACUGAUGAAGAACGUAUAAUAUUUAGUCUCAAUGUUAUGUUAGAAUAUAAUAUAAUUCCGCAAGCUUCUGGUGAUAUAAAAAAUGCAAAGGAAUCUGAAAAAUUAAGAGAAGAGGGUAAUAAAUUAUUUGUUUCAACAUCAUUAAAAAAUCAUACGUGUGUGGAUGCACUAAAGUUGUAUACAAAAAGUAUAGCUUAUGCUCCUUAUCCAUCUGAACAACUUGCUUUGGCAUAUGCCAACAGAUCUGCUGUUUUACUGAAAUUGCAUAAAUAUGAAUUAUGUAUUCAAGACAUAGAUAGAGCAUUAGCACUCAAGUAUCCAGAUAAUUUACGUGCUAAGCUUUAUGUAAGAAAAGUCGAGUGUUUAAAUGCACUGAGAUAUCCAUGUAUGGAAGAUGCCAUAAAAGAAGCACAGUAUUGGUUGGAAAAAAUGUCUAUAGAUGAUAUUAAUCGAAAAAAAUUAAAUGGAAAACUAAAUUCUAUAAACAACUUAGUAUCUCAAAAGUUUAAGAACCAAGACACUAUAAAACAACCACCGCUUCCUAAGAUAUUGGCUCAUAAUAGUGAAGUUCCUUGUGCUUCUGAUGCUGUAAUUAUAAAGUAUAAUGAAGAAUAUGGUAGACAUAUUGUAGCUACUCGUAAAAUAAGCCCUGGCGAAGUAAUUGCAGUAGAAAAGCCUUACUCAUUGAUACUAACGCCUGAUAAUGUGCAUACGCAUUGCUCAAAUUGUUUAGAGGUAUCUUGGGCUAAUAUACCUUGUGAAUACUGCACAUAUGCUAUGUAUUGUUCGGAGGAAUGUAAGGCUAUGGAUUGGAAAAAAUAUCAUGAUGUUGAAUGUGCAGUAUUUCCAUCUAUGUUAAAGAUGAAUUUUGUCAAAUUAGAUCUGUUCAGUUUAAGGCUCGCUAUUCAAGCUGUGAGGGAAGCUACAAGUAUGCAAGAAUUACGAAAAGAGUUAAAAGAAGUUGAUAAUUGUGAUGGUACUAACAUGUUUGGGAGUCUACUGAGCAAAGAUUUAUCUAUGUUAAUAAAAAAUGCUGAUGUUACAUUUGUUGGUGGUCUUAUUCUGAGACAUCAGCAGCUGAUUCCUAGUAAUAUUCAUAGUUUUUCUGAAGAAUAUGGAUUAGAAGCAGUUGAACGUGGUGUUGCAGCUAUGCCAUUCUUCAGUUUAAUUAAUCACAGUUGUAAUCCAAAUAUCUUAAGGCAUUCAAGAUCUAAAUAUAUGAUUAUAUAUGCUAUAUACCCUAUAAAAGAAGGUGAACAGUUAUGUGAUAAUUAUACUCAACAUUAUGCUAUUACACCAAAAGCUGUGAGACAAAAAGAACUUUUGAAACAGUAUUAUUUUAAGUGUAAUUGUCCAGCAUGUGAAGAAGACUGGCCAUUAUACUAUAAUCUAAAAUCUUUUAGAAAUUUAGUUAAGAAGAAGGAAGAUCAGAACAAAAUUAAUCACACGUUAAGGAAAUUUAACAGAUAUGUCGAUAUUGCGACAGAAGGAAAUAUAUCAGAUAAACACAUCCUUAACGAUUUGUUAAAAAUGAUCGAAGUACUGUUUGAGUUGGUGCCAAUGCCAUGUGAAGAAAUGAAUAAUGUAGUAGAAACUUUGAAACGUGUCUACGAUUUGAAUGGCAAUCGAUUUGAAAUUCCUGAACUCUAAGUAAUGUUUUACACAAUGUAAAAUUUAUACAGAACAAAGUUUGAUAUUAUUUUUUCUAAAAAAAAAAUAAACGUACUAUGAAACUAUUUUUUCUUAUUUUUACAUUGAAUAUUUCUGUAUAGAUAUUUUGAUAUUUAAUAAUAUUUAUAUCAUAUAUUUGUGUGUAUUAAAAAUAUAUUUAUGUACUAUAUACAUUUGAUGUCAAUAACAAAUGUAUAUUUGAUAUAAAUAAUAAUAUAUAUAUAUA